AUGACAAAAAAAUUUGAUAUGAUUAAGGAUAUUGAUGGAAGAAGAGAAACGUUGAAACUUGCUGUCAGAAUCGUAGAUUUGUGGUAUAUUGAGUCAUGGGAUUCCAAACGAAGUAUGAAAAUGGUUCUGAUGGAUCAAAAGAAGGAAGAUAUGGGUGUUUGGGAAGACAAGCUAAAAGAGGGUGAAAGUUACAUAAUGCAUAACUUUAAACUAUUGAAGAACAGAGCUCAAUAUAGAGUUUGUGAGCAUCCAUUUAAGCUGUUGUUUAUAGGAGCAACGUCUAUACGACCACAACCCAUUGCAAGCAUACCUAGAAAGCUUUGGAAGUUCAAAAGUAUAAAGGAUAUUAUUGAUGGAAAGUAUUGUGUUGAUUUGUUGGUUGAUGUGAUUGGUGUGCUGGACAACGUAGAAGAGAAAGCCCAUUCGAAAAAUGUUGUGUUUGACCUCAAAGAUUUGAGUGGUGUUAUACUUUGUUGCACAUUGUGGGAUUCAUAUUGUGAGAAAUUAUUGAGUUAUUGGAGGACACGUAGUCAAACAUCUAAUCCUACUAUUAUUCUUACUCAGGCCAAGAUAAAGGGUGCAUCAGUUAUAUAA
Vigna unguiculata (cowpea) is the source of this 594-nucleotide messenger RNA. The record is from RefSeq and is a predicted model, not a curated record. NCBI's taxonomy places the organism in Eukaryota, Viridiplantae, Streptophyta, Magnoliopsida, Fabales, Fabaceae.